Pyrus x bretschneideri (Chinese white pear) is the source of this 523-nucleotide messenger RNA. RefSeq names its product retinoblastoma-related protein 1-like. The coding region runs from base 46 to 312 and encodes 88 amino acids. Gene Ontology annotation, cellular component: chromatin; transcription regulator complex. Gene Ontology annotation, biological process: regulation of transcription by RNA polymerase II; negative regulation of G1/S transition of mitotic cell cycle; cell differentiation. The transcript has 2 exons. Gene Ontology annotation, molecular function: RNA polymerase II transcription regulatory region sequence-specific DNA binding. Lineage: Eukaryota; Viridiplantae; Streptophyta; Magnoliopsida; Rosales; Rosaceae. The record is from RefSeq and is a predicted model, not a curated record.
GAAUCUGAUUGAACGUCUGUGAAUCUGAUUCCGAACUGUUCACAGAUGGAUGCUUUGAUAUCACAUAGCUCAAAAAGCUAUUAUGCUUGUGUUGGGGAGAGUACUCAUGCUUAUCAGAGCCCUUCGAAAGAUCUCACUGCCAUCAACAACCGCUUGAACAGUACCCGAAAGCUCAGAGGCACUCUCAACUUCGACAACGUUGAUGUAGGCUUGGUCAGUGAUUCUAUGGUGGCCAGCAGCCUGUACCUUCAAAAUGGGAGUAGUGCAUCCUCACCGGGUGCCCCAGUGAAAACUGAGCAACCUGACUCAUAAUCCAACGGCUGUAUAGUUUUCCUCUUCGUAAAUCUAGUCCUUUGAUUCUUCGUAGUUAUUUUAUGCAUUUUCCGUUUAUGACACAGGGUUCUGAAUGAGCGGCCGGAGUUACGUAGAAUGGCCGCCACAGGCUCCCUUACUUUCCCAUGUACUGAUGAUACAUGUUAGGUAGGUUUGCUAAUUUGAAUAAAAGUUUUGUUUCUCUUGUUUU